This is a messenger RNA of Adineta ricciae, 3555 nucleotides long. The record is from the annotation of a GenBank genome assembly. Lineage: Eukaryota; Metazoa; Rotifera; Eurotatoria; Adinetida; Adinetidae.
AUGGGUGCACAAAAAUCAAAAUCAAGUUCCACGACAAGGAAGCAUGGUAAUCAACCGCGACAACGCAUGGUUCAAAACUGCCUCUUAGUUUGGGUGAAUGCAAACAUCGAUGAAAAGGACCAAGACUAUCAGAACACUUUGACUCACUUACGAAGUGUUGUCAAUGAUGUCAAUAUAUACACUCAACCAGCUGCUUCCGUUCAAUUCCUCAACAGCAUUGGUGAUGAAGAGGCUUUCGUCAUCACAUCGGGAUCCUUAGGUCAACAAUUAGUUCCCGAGAUUCACCACUUACCACAAGUGAAUGCCAUCUACAUCUUCUGUAGUAACAAUUCCAGGCAUGAAACCUGGACAAAGAGCUGGUCAAAAAUCAAAGGUGUUCACACAAAUAUCAAAGAAAUCUGUGAAGCGCUGACCACAGGUGUUAAACAAUAUAAUCAAGACUCCAUCGCCAUGAGUUUAGUUCCUGUAAUAGGAGAGGGUCCCAAUGCCAAUCUCAAUCAACUGGAACCCAGUUUUAUGUAUACGCAAAUAUUUAAGAAGAUUCUCCUCGACAUGGAACAUGACAAGCAAGGAAUCAAAGACCUGGUCAGUUAUUGUCGUCAGCGUUUUCAAGACAACAUCGUAGAGCAAAGGAUUAUUGGUGAGUUUGAACGUAACUAUCGUCCGGACAAGGCCAUUUGGUGGUAUACACGUGAGUGUUUUACUUACAAAAUGCUCAAUCAAGCACUUCGCACUUUGGAUGGCGAAGUCAUUAUUAACAUGGGAUUUUUUCUCCAUGAUCUGCACAAACAAAUACAACAACUACACAAAGAACAGGUCAGUAAUUACAGAGGAAAACCUAUCGUAGUCUACCGUGGGCAGGGACUAUGUAAGAAAAAUUUUGACCAGCUGUCAAAAACUGUAGGUGGUCUUUUAUCGUUCAACAACUUUUUAUCCACCAGUAUCAAACAAGAGAAAUCUCUUGAGUUUACCGACCGCGCUCUCGGUGAUCCGGACAAGGUGGGUGUUAUGUUCGUGAUCACAAUCGAUCCAAAUAUUGGUACUACGCCAUUCGCGUCAAUUGGGGAUCUUAGCUAUUUCGGAGACAAAGCAGAGAUCCUGUUUUCCAUGCACAGCGUGUUUCGAGUUGGUACAAUUCGACAAAAGGGUGACAAGAAUGAACUUUACCAUGAGGUGCAACUUCAGUUGACUGCUGAUAACGAUCCACAACUGCGUGUGUUAACGGGCCAUAUUGAAAGUGAAGUUCCAGGUAGUACAGGAUGGGAGCGUUUGGGUAGAUUAUUCCUUAAACUCGGACAGUUGGAUGAAGCCGAAGAACUCUACAAUAUUUUAUUGAAACAAAUGCCUGAUAACAAUAACAGAGCACUCUAUUAUCAUCAACUUGGCUUGCUGAAAACUCGACAAUAUGAUUAUGAAAUGGCUAUACAAUACUAUAAAAAAGCACUUAAAAUCCAAGAAAAAACUCUUCCUUCGAAUCAUCCUGAUUUGGCUACUUCGUACAACAACAUCGGUGGGGUGUACAAGAACAUGGAAGAGUAUUCGAAAGCACUUUCAUUCUGUGAAAAAGUACUUGAAAUUAGAGAAAAAACUCUUCCUUCGAAUCACCCUUCGUUGGCUACUUCGUACAACAACAUCGCUUUGGUGUAUGACAACAUGAGAGAGUAUUCGAAAGCACUUUCAUUCUAUGAAAAAGCACUUGAAAUCGAAGAAAAAACUCUUCCUUCGAAUCAUCCUGAUUUGGCUGCUUCCUACAACAACAUCGGUGCGGUGUAUCACAACAUGGGAGAGUAUUCGAAAGCACUUUCAUUCCAUGAAAGAGUACUUGAAAUUAGAGAAAAAACUCUUCCUUCGAAUCACCCUUCGUUGGCUACUUCGUACAACAACAUCGGUUUGGUGUACAUCAACAUGAGAGAGUAUUCGAAAGCACUUUCAUUCUAUGAAAAAGCACUCGAAAUCGAAGAAAAAACUCUUCCUUUGAAUGACCCUUCGUUGGCUACUUCGUACAACAACAUCGGUUUGGUGUACAGCAACAUGGGAGAGUAUACUAAAGCACUUUCAUUCCAUGAAAAAGCACUUGAAAUCCUAGAAAAAACUCUUCCUUCGAAUGACCCUUCGUUGGCUACUCCAUACAACAACAUCGGUGCGGUGUAUGACAACAUGGGAGAGUAUUCGAAAGCACUUUCAUUCCAUGAAAAAGCACUUCAAAUCCAAGAAAAAACUCUUCCUUCGAAUGACCCUUCGUUGGCUACUUCGUACAACAACAUCGGUUUGGUGUACAUGAACAUGGGAGAGUAUUCGAAAGCACUUUCAUUCCAUAAAAAAGCACUUGAAAUCGAAGAAAAAACUCUCCCUUCAAAUCAACCUUUGUUGGCUAUUUCGUACGGCAACAUCGGUUUGGUGUACAGCAACAUGGGAGAGUACACUAAAGCACUUUCAUUCCAUGAAAAAGCACUUGAAAUCCUAGAAAAAACUCUUCCUUCGAAUCACCCUGAUUUGGCUAAUUCGUACAACUGCAUCGGUGCGGUGUACAUGAACAUGGGAGAGUCUUCGAAAGCACUUUCAUUUCAUGAAAAAGCACUUGUAAUUAGAGAAAAAACUCUCCCUUCAAAUCACCCUUCGUUGGCUAAUUCGUACAACAACAUCGGUUUGGUGUACAUCAACAUGGGAGAGUAUACUAAAGCACUUUCAUUCUAUGAAAAAGCACUUGUAAUUAGAGAAAAAACUCUCCCUUCAAAUCACCCUUCGUUGGCUAAUUCGUACAACAACAUCGGUGCGGUGUACAUCAACAUGGGAGAGUAUACUAAAGCACUUUCAUUCCAUGAAAAAGCACUUGUAAUUAGAGAAAAAACUCUUCCUUCAAAUCACCCUGAUUUGGCUAAUUCGCACAACAACAUCGGUGCGGUGUACAUGAACAUGGGAGAGUAUACUAAAGCACUUUCAUUCCAUGAAAAAGCGCUUGAAAUUAGAGAAAAAACUCUUCCUUCGAAUCACCCUGAUUUGGCUACAUCGUACAACAACAUCGGUGCGGUGUACAUCAACAUGGGAGAGUAUACUAAAGCACUUUCAUUUCAUGAAAAAGCACUUGAAAUUAGAGAAAUCACUCUCCCUUCGAAUCACCCUGAUUUGGCUAUUUCGCACAACAACAUCGGUUUGGUGUACAUGAACAUGGGAGAGUCUUCGAAAGCACUUUCAUUCUAUGAAAAAGCACUUGAAAUCGAAGAAAAAACUCUUCAUUCGAAUCAUCCUUCGUUGGUUACUUCGUACAACAACAUCGGUUUGGUGUACAUGAACAUGGGAGAGUCUUCGAAAGCACUUUCAUUCCAUGAAAAAGCACUUGAAAUUAGAGAAAAAACUCUCCCUUCGAAUCACCCUUCGUUGGCUACUUCGUACGACAACAUCGGUUUGGUGUACAUGAACAUGAGACAGUAUUCGAAAGCACUUAGCUGUUUUGAACGCGCUUUGGACAUUUGGCAACGUGCAUUACCAGCGGAUCACCCUCAGAUAAAAUCUGUGAAACAAAGUAUCGAAAAUUGUAAAAGAGCAAUGAAGAAAUAA